UGAAUUAAAGUUCAUGUUGACCUAUUUCCCGUCUUGCCUAGAAUAUCAGAGCAAACUUGCAUAUGUGUGUUUUUUCAUUCUUCCCUCUUUAAAGUGGUCACAGGACUUAUUUAAAGGAUAAGCCAGUUUUUGUGUAAGAUUAGUUACGGAGCCCUGCUUUCCUGCCUUGGUGAAUGAUGUAAAUUGAAGCCAUAAAAAGGCAUUGGUGGUAGGAGACUGGAGUGACUCCUGUGUGAUGCCCAUGCAAAAAAAUAACUGAAUUGGUCAGGUGCACAUGUCUACAUUUAAAAAGUUAAACAAAGGUUGUGGCCUAGCCUGUUCCUGAUCAGUAUUUUCCUGCUUAUUGCAAGUGUUUUGUAUCAAUUUUACAAUACUAUUGCCCAUAAUUUUCACAUUUGAAGCAUUAGUGACAUAGUGAUUGCCCAGAAAAGCCUUACUUUUAAGGCAUCUGUAGCUGUAUCACAGCCAUCAUCUAGGCCAGCAGUGAUGCUCAUUUGUCAUCUGCAAAGGCCAAUUUCCAAGCUGCCAACUUGAGCUUAGUUGAUUAGAGCUUGUGCCUUCACUUUAAUGGCAGUCACUUCACUUCAGAAUCUUGCUUCAUGGAAUAGAGGAUCACAAUGAGUAAUAUUUAUAUUCAAGAGCCACCCACCAAUGGGAAGGUGCUUCUAGAAACGACUGUCGGUGACAUUGAUGUGGAGCUCUGGUGCAAAGAGACGCCCAAAGCAUGUCGCAACUUUAUGCAGUUGUGCAUGGAGGGCUACUACAAUGGCACGACGUUCCACCGCGUGGUGCGCGGGUUCAUCGCCCAGGGCGGAGACCCGACUGGCACCGGCGAGGGCGGCGAGUCUAUCUACGGCGCUACGUUCAAGGACGAGUUCCACUCGCGACUGCGCUUCUCCCGGCGGGGUCUGCUGGCCAUGGCGAACGCCGGUCGCGACGACAACGGCUCGCAGUUCUUCUUCACCCUGGCGCCCACACCCGAGCUGCAAAACAAGCACACCAUCUUUGGCAAGGUUACUGGCAACACCCUCUACAACAUGCUUAAGCUUGAGGAAGGAAUGAUCGAGGAUGAGCGGCCGCAGUACCCACAGAAAAUCCUUCGGACGGAGGUGCUGUUGGAUCCGCUCGGUGUCAUACCGCGCCACACGGCCCCAGCGGCAGACAGUCAACCGAAAGAGACCAAACCCAAGAGCAAGUCGGCGGCUACGAAGAACUUUAAGUUGCUAUCAUUCGGUGAUGAAGCAGAAGAGGACGAAGAUGAAACGAUCGAAGCGACGAAGAAGUUUUCGGGGAAGUCCAAAUCGUCUCAUGACCUGACUGACGAUCCCAAGCUCAGCUCGGCCCCCGCCGUGCCAGAUGCUCAGCAGACAGCGAAGCGUCCGGCCGACGAACAGGACAGCGUCACCCUAGAGGAGCUGCGAAAAAAGCUGAAAAAGGAGCCGGUGCACGAUGAAAAACCGGACGUUUACAGACUGUUUCAAGAGGACGACGAGAAGAAGGCAAUCCAGUUAGCUGAAGUGAGGUCGGAGUUUGCGCAGCUCAAGAAGGACAUGAUUAAAAGAAAGCAAGGGGAGGCAAAGCUUGAAAAAGCGGCCGAAGAGGAAAAAGAGCCUGAAGACGAAGCUAUACAGGAAUACAAGGCACAAAAGGCACCAUUCGAGGAGAGAAAGAAAGGACUGCCAAAACCCGGCGCGUCAUCGCGCGAGGCGCAGACCAUGGCUCUGCUAGAGAAGUUCAAGAGCAAGCUGCACCGCGCUCAGGAGGAGCACGCGGACACACCCGAGGAGCCGGCCCCUGCCGCCGACGGCGAGGACGCCGAGGAUGACGAGUCUUGGAUGUGGCACAAGCUGCACUUCACCGCCAACACGCCCACGCUCGCCAAGGACGCCAGCAGCAAGGCAGACGACUGGUACGACAUUUACGACCCGCGCAACGAGAUGAACAAGCGGCGCCGGCAGGCGGACGCCCGGCGCGGUCGCGACGAGCGGCGGACAGAGCGGGGCCGGCGCGCAGACGUCUGAGCCGGGUGCGGCGUCCUGAGGGGCCGCGGUGCAGCGUGGCGCAGGGUUGUCAGGGGCCGCGGGGUAGCGUGGCGCAGGGUUGUCAGGGGCCGCGAUGACUGACUGACAGCGAAGUCGCUGCCGGCCGGGUGGACGCGGUCCGAAGCGGCGGUUCGGACGCGCUGCCUUCCUGCCCAGUCUUUUGGCGUGGAACGUAUGGACGGUGCAGCAAUGGACACGGAGUUGACCAUCUCUGAUGGUGGGCACCGAUGGGAUCUGUUCGAAGUGGUGUAGCGUAACCGAAGGCGUUUGAACGGUAAUCGGUGAUGUGUGCACUCCGGCGUUGCCGGCCCUCAAAAAGCGAAUGAUUGUUGAACGCCGCCGUGAUGCGUUUUUCGGAGUCGCAACAAACUAUCGACCAUGGUCAAACUCGUGUUAGUUCACCACCGGCUGUGAAAAGAAUGUGUGUGUGUGUGCGCCCGCGCACGUACGCGUGCGUGUGUGCGUGUCUGCGUGCGUGCGCGCGUGCGUGCAUGUGCGUGUAAAACAUUGGCGAUCGCGACAGGUCAGACUGCUCGCACAUUUGGCAGUAACACCCAGGCCUUAUUUAUGUUUAUCAUCGGUAACAGUUAGAUUGCAUCGCUUGUGUGUGCGUACCAUCCCCUGCGCCUUACUCCCACCUCCCAUUUCUGUGAAUGCAGCUCAUGCUAUGCAUGAUGAUGCGUACCAUCGUGAUGGAUGUAGCUCAAUACACCAGU
This is a messenger RNA of Pollicipes pollicipes, 2758 nucleotides long. RefSeq names its product spliceosome-associated protein CWC27 homolog. Lineage: Eukaryota; Metazoa; Arthropoda; Thecostraca; Pollicipedomorpha; Pollicipedidae. The coding region runs from base 618 to 2021 and encodes 467 amino acids. Gene Ontology annotation, biological process: protein folding; protein peptidyl-prolyl isomerization. The record is from RefSeq and is a predicted model, not a curated record. The transcript has 10 exons. Gene Ontology annotation, cellular component: catalytic step 2 spliceosome. Gene Ontology annotation, molecular function: peptidyl-prolyl cis-trans isomerase activity.